CAUUAUUGUGCGUAUUACAUCAAUCCAAGGCUGGCUCGCUUCCUGUUUUGCACGUGAAAUGCUCGGCGAAGUUUGAGCUAGCUGUCAGGAAUGACGGCGUCGGCUGCUGGAAACUAUAACAAUGCCGAGUACUGGGACCAGCGCUACGCGCCAGGCGCUCCGGGAGAUGCUCCGAAGCAUUUCGACUGGUUCUUCAACUAUUCUGCGCUACGGCAGUUAUUCAAGCGAUAUCUGCACAUCAAUGCUCGAGUGCUCCACGUCGGCUGCGGGAACAGCAACCUGCAAGAAGGAAUGGCAAUGGAUGGGUACCGUGUCACGAACGUGGACAUCUCUCCCGUGGUGAUUGAGCGGAUGAAGCUCCAGCACUCGCAGCUGGCAGGGCUAGACUACCUGGUGGCGGACUGUCGCGACAUGUCCAGUGCCGGUCUGCCGGGCGGCAGCUUCGGCAGCUGCAUCGACAAGGGCACCCUGGACGCGGUGUUGUGCGGCGCUAGCGGGCAGCUGGAUGCGGCGAGGUAUAUGCAAGAGAUUUGCAGGCUGCUGCGGCCGGGCGGGAUCUUCCUCCUCAUCAGCCUGGGAGCACCCUCGGCGCGGCUGGCGCUCCUGCAGAAGCUGGGCCUGUGGCAGGACGUGCAGGUGUUGCUGCUGCCCAAGCCGCUGCUGUACCUGCAAUCGGACGCCGCCAUGAGCGGUCGCCCGCCGCCGGCCGCCACCGCGCCCAGCAAGGACGCGCCGGUGGAGGCGCUGGGGCCGUGGCCCGCCGCCGUGGCGCUUGCCGAGCUGGCGGCGCGGCGCAACAGCGGGGCCCUGGACGAGCGGGAUUACUUCUUUGCAUACGUGUGUACGACACCGGGGUCGGGAGGCGAGGCGGUACCAGCAGGAGAGGGCGCUAUGCCUGUAGCAGGAGCGGCGGAGGCUGCAGCAGGGGUGCCCGCCGCUGCGGUGGCGACUGGGGCAUCCGUGCAGGCGGCGGCAGGAGCAGGGCCGAGCAAUGGCGGUUAUCAGGAGGCGGUGCAGUCCGAGUUUGCCCUGCCCGCGCUUGCGCCGGAGCCGGCGCUGGUGGGCAGUAGGGCUGAGAGCGGUGCGGCUCCGGCGGCACUUCUGAGCGAGCCGUUGGCGGUGGCUGCACCGCCGGUGCUGGCGGAGGCGCGCGAGCCGGGUUUGGAGACGAACGGUGACACGGUGUCAAAUGGAGAAGGUGGCACUGCGACAGAGGAGGUACAGCAGCUAAGUGAUGCCAGGAAUCUGCUGCAGGGGCUGAGUCUGGCAUAGCCGGCAGUGGUGGCCACGCCGAGCGCGCAUAGCACAUGAUGCAACAACUGCAUUUGUCAAGGUUUGAUGAUUGGUGGUGUCGUGGUGUGAGCUAGUGGUAACCUAAGGGCUCGGCCUGCUGUGUCCUGCCCUCCUGCUGCCCAAGAGCAAAACCCUGCAUACACCCCAUGAAGGCGCAUCUACCCCAUGGAUUAUGAGUGUGCUCUGAGGUGCAUCGGGCAGGACCGUGCUCGACUGCAGACUAGUGCUGGCAACUAGUGCUCUUCAACAGCCAAACCUGAGGUGUGUUGCAAACUCAACUAAUCUAUAUGAGAGGUUUCAUGAGGUGCGCAAGUAUAUUUAUCCAGGGCCGCGUUGCCGUGUUAUUUCAUGGUUUGGUUUUGAGGGCAUGGGCCGCGACCGUAUGGGCCGCGAGCGUGGGGAGGUUCGUUUUGGGGUACCCCUGCUUUGGGGCACUACCGUACAGUCCAUUUUACAGCCUCACGAAUGUUUGAUUAAUGUUUGAUUGGGCGUUUCAACGACGGGCGGGAACUGAGAAGCGUGGCCCGCUUGUAUGUUAGCGAGGCGGUGCUGGGAGUGCGAUGGGACAGUGUUAAGCCAGGUUGGUGAAGUCCCGUAGGGUGCAGCUGAUUCCCAGACCCCAGCAGAAGGCAAACAGUUUGCAACGGCAGGGCAGGAGGGCGUGGCUGGUCGAACGCCGGAGUAAGUGUACCGACAAGUUGCUGGCUGGCUGGAAGUUUGCUGACGCGCAUUCUUCACGCUCCGGGCGCCCGGCCAGGCGAUAGCACCACACAAACACAUCGCAACGCCACACUCGCGAUGCAGAGCCGCAGGCGGUGGUGGGAGUGCCAUCCCCUAGGGGUGCGCAGCGGCUUGAAGGGAAACUCUGGGGAGCA
Messenger RNA from Chlamydomonas reinhardtii, 2168 nucleotides. RefSeq lists its product as uncharacterized. The record is from RefSeq and is a predicted model, not a curated record. Gene Ontology annotation, molecular function: S-adenosylmethionine-dependent methyltransferase activity. The transcript has 8 exons. The coding region runs from base 91 to 1272 and encodes 393 amino acids. Lineage: Eukaryota; Viridiplantae; Chlorophyta; Chlorophyceae; Chlamydomonadales; Chlamydomonadaceae.